Molecule: messenger RNA, 1011 nt
Organism: Capronia coronata CBS 617.96
Lineage: Eukaryota; Fungi; Ascomycota; Eurotiomycetes; Chaetothyriales; Herpotrichiellaceae
Exons: 2
Coding region: 1-1011 (336 amino acids)
Source: RefSeq, a predicted model, not a curated record
AUGGCUCCUAUCGCCAUCAGUCCGCAGACCUCACCAAAGAUCAAGCCGGCGGCCAUCCCCGAUAUCAUCAGUCCCAAAUAUCAAGAUUGGAGGGCCAACCUUCAGAAGGAUGGAUAUGUCGUGCUCAAAGGGGUAGUUCCUCGUGAUAGAGCGGUCGCAAUUCAGGAAAAAGCAUAUGACUGGCUAAAGUCAUUUGGGACCGAUCUCGACUUUGAAAACCCCGACACAUGGAUUGGCAAGAAUUUGCCAGUGCAGAGCAAGAUCAACACCUUUACCGGGUACGGGGUCGCCCAUGAGAAAUUCAUGUGGGACGCUCGUAUGGAGCCCGGCGUCCUGGAAGCCUUUGAACUGCUCUGGGGUACCAAAGAGUUGCUGGUCAGCUUUGACUCCUUGAACAUCACAUUUCCUAACAGGAAAGAUGUCCCGAGAAAAGCGGCAUGGGAGCACAUCGACCAGAGCCCCCUGCGACGAGGCAUACAUUGUGUGCAAGGUAUCAUCGUCCUGUCGCCAUCCGGCCCCGAGGAUGGAGGGCUGGUUGUGUACCCCGGGUCCCAUGCCCUCAAUGACGAGUUCUUCGACACAACGACUGAUAAGUCCACAUGGACCGCAAAGGAUUGGUACGGGUUUAACAAGGAGCAACUCGCGUGGUUCAAGGCCAAGGGGAUCGAACCACGUAAGGUGUGCGCAGACGUCGGCGACCUAAUUCUCUGGGAUAGUCGGACAAUCCACUACGGCUCCGAGCCCACCGAGAAGAGCAACCAGAUCCGCACCGCCAUAUAUGCCGCAUACACACCCGCAAGAAUGGCAAGCGAGGACCAGUUGAGACUGAAGGCCCAGUGCUUCUCCAAGUACGCAGGCACUACACACUGGCCACACGACAACAUUGUCGAAAGAGAUACACAGUCAUACCUGGAGGACGGUACCAGAGACCCUCGCGACCGGGAUGCACCACUUGAACUUCCGGAAAAGACGGACAAGCUGUUGAAGUUGGCUGGUGUCAAGCCAUACUAG